UUCCGUUGAACAAUAAACUAAUAGCUAACACCUGACAAGAAUACAGUAUCUUCUAUAUGUAAACAAUGCAGGUUUCGUAGACAAUCCAUAAUUCGAAAGAUGGAGUUUUUGCAUGAACGCACGGAGUGAAUAUCGGUGAUCAAAUUUUUCUGGACAAAAAGGGGGGAUAGCUGACAGCACACGCUAAAAAUUAAAACAUUCAUUGACAGUGGGUGGAACUCCGCCCAGGCCAAACUAAAUCUCCACAAUGGCAGACCACGUCCGAGCAUGGCAGGAAGGUCAACGUCUGCACAUCAACGACCUUCCAGAUGAAAUGAUCCAAGCCAUAACGAAGUAUCUACCGAUAGGCGAUCGCAAGAACUUGUCCAUGGUCUCUUCGCUUUGGAAUGGACAUGCAUUUUCCGACGCAAAUAUGGACUACGUCAGACUGCGGAUCAAGGGUUCCGCGCAUGAGCAUCGGCAUCGACCAAGCCUGUACAGGUCGGAACGGCGCUAUCGUCAUCUGGUGUACUCCUCGAGAAAUCCAUUGAAUGAAAUCGACUUUGACAUGACAAUGUACACACUCAUGGUGCUGGGAUCGGAGAUCCAGAGUUUUGUCCUGCUGAAUAGGUGCACGUUAGGGCAGUUAAAAGAAUUGGUCGACCUUUUACCCAAUUUGCAGAUGUUGAGUUUAAAUGUGGUUUCAGUAGGGAAUAGCUUGGUCGAAUUUCCAGCAAUGCAGCAGUUGAGAGAGCUUCGCAUGAACAACAAUACGCUGUUGGAGGCGUGGUUGACCAGUUCCUUAGCCAAUUCAAAUAUUCGGAAGUUGUAUGUGAAUUUGACGGGCAGAAGAGAAGGAGAGGAUCAGUUUCUCAAUUUCAUCGCACAACACCAAAAGCAACUUGAAUGGUUCGGACUGUUGGCGCCAGAGCACCUGAAGAUAUCCUACAAUAAACUUAAUCUACGCCAGCUGCACACCCUGGAUCUGAGCGAAGCUCAGUGUGAACGUGAUGAAGAGGAGCUGAUUACAUUUUUCAAGAAUUUACCUAUAUUGCAGGUAGCAAUGCUACAUUUUGACGUAACGACUGCUGUGCUGAAAGUUAUUUGCAACCAUUGUGCUUGUUUGUACAAACUCAGGUUCAAGGUCGAUGCAUUGGGUAGCGAGUGUUUCCGGUUUCUGAGGCGUCUGAUUCACUUAAGGGAUUUGAUCAUCGAUGGCGAAAUAAGGCAUGACAUGAUCGAGGCCUGCCCUCCUCUAAACGGCGUCAAGUUCCUCAGCCUCACAAAGAAUCCCCUAAGUUUUGGAGCUACGAUGGGGCAGCUGACCCGCCUGUUCCCAAGACUGCGCAUUCUAAAAGUUGACCUCACCCAGGAACUGGAAAUGAGCAACCAAUUCAUCAGUGGUAUCGGCCAGCACUUCAGCCAGAUCACAUGCUUGUUCAUCGAAUCCGAGGUAAGCUGCAACGACCUGACGACAUCGACGAUGACUCAUUUCGUCGAGCCACUCAUCUUCAGCCAUCUGAGGAGGCUGACCAACUUGCAAGAACUUACCCUCAGCUGUGUGCGCUUCGUUGCCAGAUACUGUCCGCCAUCGAAAGACAACUGCCUGUUUGUCAACUUCCAGAAGAUGUGCAACGGAGACUGGAAUGAACAGCCGCGGGAGAAUUUGAGGCGUCUCAAGCUCAAAAACUGCCACUGGGUGACGGGGAACACUCUCAAAUAUGUAUUGACAGUGUUUACUUCGAUACAAUAUCUGGAAGUGAGCAAAUGUCGCAUGAUCACGCCGGAAGAUAUAGAUGAGUUCCGCACUGUAUUGCCUAAAUGUAUUGUUUACUAUGUCCGAUGAGAGAGGCUCCACGGCUUGGUAUAAGACUGAUAAAAAUAGGAUAAAAUAAAAACAAAAUUUUACAUACUGACUCAACUUUAAAGAAUUAUUGUAAAUUAGAAUAUUUUAAUGGA
Messenger RNA from Aedes albopictus (Asian tiger mosquito), 1938 nucleotides. RefSeq lists its product as uncharacterized. The record is from RefSeq and is a predicted model, not a curated record. Bases 248 to 1825 code for a protein of 525 amino acids. Gene Ontology annotation, cellular component: SCF ubiquitin ligase complex. The transcript has 3 exons. Gene Ontology annotation, biological process: SCF-dependent proteasomal ubiquitin-dependent protein catabolic process. NCBI's taxonomy places the organism in Eukaryota, Metazoa, Arthropoda, Insecta, Diptera, Culicidae. Gene Ontology annotation, molecular function: protein binding.